This is a messenger RNA of Biomphalaria glabrata, 1116 nucleotides long. Its product is annotated as probable G-protein coupled receptor B0563.6. Gene Ontology annotation, molecular function: G protein-coupled receptor activity. Lineage: Eukaryota; Metazoa; Mollusca; Gastropoda; Planorbidae. Gene Ontology annotation, cellular component: membrane. Gene Ontology annotation, biological process: G protein-coupled receptor signaling pathway. The transcript has a single exon. The record is from RefSeq and is a predicted model, not a curated record. The coding region runs from base 1 to 1116 and encodes 371 amino acids.
AUGAAUAAAACAUCAAUACAGUUUCCAGACAUUCUGUCCUUGCAUGACAUUCCCAUAUCUGCAGUCAGCAAUGAUCAACUAAGUAUAUUCUUAGUUAUAGUCAGAGUUAUUGUCACUCAAGGACUCUGUAUCCUCGGUGUCGUGACCAAUGUUCUCUGCAUCGUCACCUUUGUAGCCCAAGGUCUUCGCGACACGGUCAACACUGGGCUUCUGGCCCUAGCUGUGUCCGAUCUGCUGUCCCUCGUCACUCUGUCCUGGCUCAGCGUCUUGCACACCCCUGACUUUAGUUCUCGUGACCUUCCGUUCAUACCGCUAGAGAUGGGAUACCUGACCGCAGGAUGGCCUCACGUGUUCUUCACGCGCAUUACCACGUGGAUCACUGUGUACAUCACAUUGGAAAGGUGUUUCUGCAUUGCUGCUCCUAUGAAUGUCAAGGCUGUGUUCACACCGAGGCGUACGGUCAUGUACAUUGUUGGAGUCUACCUUGUCAUGUUGGCCAGCGUCUUUCCAAUCUACUACACUGCCAGAUUCGCCAACAAAUUUGUGCCACAGAAAAAUAUAACUCUGCUGGGGAUAGUUUUCAUCUCAGACAGAAAUGAUAUUGAGACCGUAUCGUUUCACAUCAACAAUAUACUGCCUUUGACAGCUUUCAUAUUAAUCAUUGUAGGUACGGCCAUUUUGACAAGAAAGCUGCUACAAAUUUCAAUAUGGCGUCUUAAAACAUCUUCGGUAAAUAGAUCAGAAGAGAUGUUGUCUAGAGACACAAAAAUUGUGAAAAUGAUCGUUUCUUUGUCAACAAUAUUUAUUCUCUGCUACCUACCAGGAACUAUUGUAUUCAUCUGGAUGAUGUUAGACCCAGAACUCAGGAUUGAUGGCCAACAUUCAUAUCUGUUUGAAGCAGCAUUCGCUACCUUGUUUCUACUGGAAGCUCUUAACUCCUCUGUCAGUAUAUUUGUGUAUCUUGCAACCAGUACAAAGUUUAGACAGACAUUUUUCAAAAUGUUUUUUAAACCCAUCAAAUCACAACAAGAUCCUACCGCAAGUAAUGUUUCUGUUAAACAAACAAGCACACAAUCUGAAAGCGAACGAUUAACUCCUGAAAGAACAAUAUUUUAA